ACAUACUACGUCGUUUGCGUAGUUUAUACCAAGUCCGCAUACGAACCGGAGUGUUAUCGGAGAAUAUAACCUAAACAUUUUGGUCAAGUGCUUCUCAUUAUCUUUCCUAGGCAAUUAUCUUUCCUGAUAUUUAUUUAAGGCACACCAUCAUAAUUACGACGAUUUUUUUCUGCGACUUUUCUGGAUUGUAACUGCACUUCCAAAUUGCGCUGUUAUACCUUUGAUAUCUGCCACUGGAAUAUUUGGUUACCAUAUUGUUAAAUGUAAAUAAAGGAUUUCUGCUUCGAGAUACGAUAUUCGAAAUGGGUUGGGUAUUAGAGGUAGCCAAGAUGUUUAUCUACAUAUCGUUUCCCGUUGGAAUAUUUCACUAUGUGAAUCAGCCAGCCUACUAUGACAAGUAUGUGGUAGAAGCGAAAAAGCAGUACUUCCCACCUGAGAGUAAAAGUGCGCACGAGCAGAUGGAAAAAUUUAUUGAAGAUUUCAAUGCUAGUGCCGAUAAGAAAUACUGGGACGCCUUGGAGAGGCAAAGCAGAAACUAACAGUGAAGAAAAUAUAUUGUAAUGUUUCUAAUUGUGAUACCGGUAGUGAAUUUUUUUUUUAAAUACAGAUAUCAAAAUAUCCUUGGUUAAUUAAUAGUUAGUAGAAAUAAAAAUAUUGAUAAACAUUUUGAA
Wasmannia auropunctata (little fire ant) is the source of this 671-nucleotide messenger RNA. Its product is annotated as protein PET100 homolog, mitochondrial. The coding region runs from base 303 to 539 and encodes 78 amino acids. Gene Ontology annotation, biological process: mitochondrial respiratory chain complex IV assembly. The record is from RefSeq and is a predicted model, not a curated record. The transcript has 2 exons. Gene Ontology annotation, cellular component: mitochondrion; mitochondrial inner membrane. NCBI's taxonomy places the organism in Eukaryota, Metazoa, Arthropoda, Insecta, Hymenoptera, Formicidae.